This is a messenger RNA of Diplodia corticola, 525 nucleotides long. RefSeq lists its product as uncharacterized. The coding region runs from base 1 to 525 and encodes 174 amino acids. The record is from RefSeq and is a predicted model, not a curated record. The transcript is spliced from 2 exons. NCBI's taxonomy places the organism in Eukaryota, Fungi, Ascomycota, Dothideomycetes, Botryosphaeriales, Botryosphaeriaceae.
AUGUCUCCCACCGAUCCAAUCGUCUCCACCGGUCGCGGAGGCGCCGGCAACAUCGGCCGCGACCCCACCGUCUACACGGACGGCGAAAUCGUCCGCGAAGGGAUCCAAGGCGAGCCCGAGCGGCCGGGCAAGGACUACAGCACCGGCCGCGGCGGCGCCGGCAACAUCGGCUCGCCGCGCCUGUCGCCGCAACCCAACAACGCCAACAACGCCGGCGCCAGCGCCACGUCGCAAACCGGCACCGCCUCGCCCGCCACCCGCGCCGCGCUGCAGCAGCAGCAGCAGGCCGGCGGAGGCGGAUCAGACGUCAUCCCGGAGACGGCGCUGCGCCAGCCCGGCGCGGGGUACGAGAACUUUCACACCGGGAGGGGCGGCGAGGGCAACGUGCAUCGCGAGAAGUAUGGCGGCCAUAGCUCGCCGCAGCCGGGGUCCGGGUCGGGAGGGGAGGGCAGGCAGGAGGGUGGGGGGUUGGGGGAGAAAGUCAAGUCGUUGUUUCAUAAGGAUAAGGGGGAGAAGAAGGUGUGA